UCUAAAAGCCGCUUAUGUGUCGUCAAAGACAACAAAUAUUUUCUGUUUUGCAGAGACUUUUGGGUCCCCAUAACCUAGACACCCUUUGGGAAACGUUAGCAUGCAAUAUUUUGAGAAAACUAUACUCUAGAGAUAAUUGUGUUUGUACUCCAAAAACACAACUGAGCCUCCGGGGCCAAAGGGAACUAAUGUUGUAACAACUUAUGCAAAUGAAAGGAGUCACCCUCCCCUAGGACUUAAUUCUCUCUGGAUCAAAAGGUAUCCAUGCCGGUCCAUUGGUGUGGAAGAGACUGAUUGUGGUACAACAUGCUGUAAAGAGGCAUCAUGUUGCGGUACAGUGUCAAAAAGAGUGCUAAGGAGAAAUUCAUAUUUGACCCUACUCAGCAAUGGUUGUCUGACAUCCGCUGGUCAACAGAAACAGAAUGUAUGAGUGUUCUACAGGGAAAGUCUCUCCUCACAGAGAUGGACAAGUACAGCCUUAAUGCCGCUGUUGUUAAAAAUGGAAUUGACACAAUACGGGACGAUUCUCAUCACAUCAGCAAUGAGUUCACUAAAUUAUUCAAGUAUGUAGAAGCUGAGAAGUGGUCAGCUGUACGGUCAUUGGUAAUUCAACUCACCUGUCACAUCAGGUCCCUCAUCCAGGAGUGUAACUUGUCCUUGCCUGACCCACCCUCGUAUAUACUAGAGCAACAAGAAACAGUGAUGGGUGAAUGUGCGAAGUUGGCUCAGCAGGUUGACAGAAAAAGUAGUACUUCAAAGGAUGACCGGACACCACCUAAAAUUCCAGUCACUAACCAACUGACAUUCCUAGGUCAAGCAUUUAGUCGCCUGGUAGACCUUGCCCUUGGACAUUUAUUACAGAAGGUGGUGGAGACCCUUGACGAGGCCAAUAAUCCUGUGACAUUGUCCAGUGCACUCGGGACAGUGGUCAGUCUAGGGCUGGAAGGAGAACACAUGUGCUAUAUCUUUGCUAGGGAGGGAGGUGUGAGGGCAUUACUGGACAUCUGUCGGACAGAAUCUUUGAGCUUCAUACAUCCACAGACCCUGAGAGCCCUAGCCACCAUCUGUUGUGUAGCAGAGGGAAUAUUUGAAAUAGAAAAGGAGGGAGGUGUGGAGUGUCUAAUGGACAUCUUAUGUGACUAUUCUGGUGGUGAGAAGGUACGAGGCGAGGUGGCAGGGGUACUGGCACAAGUUACUUCCCCUUGUCUUGAAAACUUCCAGCAGUUGUCGGGCCUGGUAGAAAACUUGGAUGAAAUUUUACGGGCAUUGAUCGGUUUAUGUGCCAACACUCUUUCCCAUGAAGUAUUUCUGUUGGCAUCGGCAGCUAUUGCAAACAUCACGUUUAUGGACAGCAUGGCAUGUGAUAUUCUGCUCAAGUAUGAUGCCCCGCGUGUUCUCAUCCAGUCAUGCGGUACCAGUGUGGCACAGUCUCUCUUCGCGAAGGACCAGGUGGCAACAGUCCUAGCCAAUAUGGUUGCUGUUGACAACUGUAGACAGUGCAUUAUAAAUAGUGGUGGCCUUGACCUUUGCCUACAGUUGCUACAGGAACGACCUUUGACCUACAAAUCUUCAGCAGAGAUUGCUGCCUGUGAAAGGGUUCAGCAGAAGUCAGCCAUUGCCCUGGCCAGACUCUGUAGAGAAGAAGAGAUUGCCCAAAUUAUUGUAGAAAUGGAAGGUAUACCCCGCCUGGUGGAGCUUUGUAGGAAUAAAGGGGAAAGAAACAACAGUGAUGCAGUAUUAGUGGCCUGUCUGGCUGCCCUUAGGAAGGUGAGUGCUCUAUACAAAACAGAAAAUAUCAUUGAUAUUGAUUUUAAACAACUGAUUCAGCCACGGCUCAUGGAUUCUUUUCUCAUAUGUACAAAUACUGAUGAGAACUUUGUAUGACAGCUGGCAAUUGGUGAAUCACCCUCGCUUACAAUGAUAUUUCUUGCAGUAUUCAGAAUUGCUGACUGACACCUGUGUAUGGCUACUGUGUUUACAGGGCAUGAUGGAAAUGGUCUUAUAUGGAUACUGGAUACAUAGUUUAUAUGAACAUGUUCAAAUAUCAGAUUCAGUAUCAGGUUUGUAAUAAAAACUAAGGCAUGCAUUUGCAGAAAUGAAAAUAACUAGAACCAAUAUUAGUCUAGGUAUGCAAACAUAUAUAUGAUGUAUACACAGUUAAGGGUGAAAAUAAGUGAUGAUCCUCUAGGAUCACAUGGUUAUAGUUAACCUCUUUAUACUGCCACUUAUAUAAUUUGGCCACGUCAAAUCAAACCCCUUUUAUAAUGCCAAAACGUUUGCUGUCUAAUUGGUAUUGCUGAAAUGGGGAUUUACUAUAUGUUUAGAAAAUAUUCAUUGUGUAAAAGCUAGAAAUUUACAUUGAUUAAUAAUAUAAAAGGGAAAUGACUUUAACUGUGGUACUAUUUUCUCAAAACAUCUACCCACAGCAUUGCCGUUGUGUUAUAUAGUCACAACAAUUUUUAAAUACAUGUUGUAAAAUUGAAUUACCACAAAAGUAUAUGAUUUUAAUGUCAUUUUAGUUUUUUAUACCAUAAAAUCUUUUUAUAAUGUAGUAUUAUUAUCAUAUAUCCUACCAUUUAUUUUGAUUAUGUUUAAAUGUCUGUAGCCGUGUAGAGAUUAUUAUUUGAUUCUGCAUAGAUAAUUUUACACCAUGGAUGGAACAAUGCGAUAAAUCGUGUGGAUUUAAUCAUUAAUCAUAAUCCAUUAAAUAUAUUCUGGUACAAUUGUACCAGUAUUUUGUUUAUCUAGUUCAAAUUAAUUUGAUUGUUAUUCCAUUAGGAUAAGGUAUUUCAGUUUACCUCCACCUAAACGGAUAAGAGUGCUUGAUCAGUUAAAAUGUCUGACUCUAAAACCCAUAGUACAUUGUAAAGUGAUUAAGGUAAACAUUCACUGUGAUUAUUAAGUUAAGAAUGGUAUGUUUUCUGAAUCAACCCAUCAAGAUUAUCUUAACAAUGUUGGCCUCUCAAGAUAGAUACACAUACAAAACAUGUCAAUUUCACUUGGUAUGUGGACGAACUUGUUGCCAAUUACUCGUGUAAUACGUCAUAGAAUUUCACAAGUAAGACCUCAUUUAUUACUCUUGCUUAACAUGAACAUGAUGCCUUUAUAAGAGAAACCUGGAUAGAAUAUGUUAUAUAGGACACAAUGUGUGUUAUAUAAGACAUAAAUUAUGUCUUAUAUAAUAUACA
Molecule: messenger RNA, 3188 nt
Organism: Mizuhopecten yessoensis (Yesso scallop)
Lineage: Eukaryota; Metazoa; Mollusca; Bivalvia; Pectinida; Pectinidae
Product: protein inscuteable homolog
Exons: 15
Coding region: 325-1884 (519 amino acids)
Biological process (GO): regulation of asymmetric cell division; asymmetric cell division; apical protein localization
Cellular component (GO): apical cortex
Molecular function (GO): protein binding; cytoskeletal adaptor activity
Source: RefSeq, a predicted model, not a curated record